Messenger RNA from Anopheles darlingi, 1376 nucleotides. It is a transcript of the gene Cpr66D, whose product is annotated as activating signal cointegrator 1 complex subunit 2 homolog. Bases 195 to 986 code for a protein of 263 amino acids. The record is from RefSeq and is a predicted model, not a curated record. Gene Ontology annotation, cellular component: extracellular matrix. The transcript has 3 exons. Lineage: Eukaryota; Metazoa; Arthropoda; Insecta; Diptera; Culicidae.
GUGCCGUCGUCGUAGAUCGUCGAAAGGUGCCAGAUCUCGAGUGUGAUCCGAGAAGUCCUGUUGUUGGUGUGUAACGGGCGUACGUGUGUGCGCGUGUGUGUGUGUGUGUGUAGUGUUUCUUGUAGUGCACAAAGUGUGUCCUGGUGCGUGAGAUUGAACUGUCAAACAGAACCGAGGAUCCAAGCAGCCCGAAAAUGCGUGCCUUCGUCGUAGCGUCGAUACUUUGCGUUGGAUUUGUGUCCGCGUUCCCACAGCAGGCCGUUGAUCCGGCGUACCUGCGGCAGUACUACCAGCAGAUCGCUCAGGCCGCCGGUGCUCAGGGACGGGCCGAUGCGACCCCGAUCCAUGAACCGGGUGCACAGGAACAACAGCACAUCCCUCAGUAUCUGCCCCAGCAAGCCCAACAGAUCCGCCCUCAGUACCAGCAGCCACAGCCACAGGCUCGCCAGUACCAGCCACAGUACCAGCAGCCACAGCAGAUCCAGUACGUGCAGGAGCAGCAGUACCAGCAGCCCCAGCACCAGCCUCAGCCCCAGCCACAGCUGAAAGUGUCCAAGCCACGACCACAGUACCUGCAGGGUGGCCAGAAGCAACCGCUCGAGGAAGACGCCGAGGACUAUGACCCCAAUCCUUCGUACCAGUUCGGAUUCGACGUGAAGGAUGAUGAGUUCACCAACUACCAGAAUCGCAAGGAGACGCGCGACGGAAACGUGAUCAAGGGCAGCUACUCGGUCGUCGACUCCGAUGGGUUCAUCCGUACCGUUACCUACACGGCCGAUCCGAAGGAGGGUUUUAAGGCCGAGGUCAGCCGUCAGCCGACCGACAUCGUAGUCAAGAUCCCGACGCCGGCCCCCCAGUCGAGCCAGCACGAGCGCUUCGCGCAACCUAGUCAGCCCCAGCAGAACGGUGGCUACCGUCUUCAGCAGCAGCCCCAGCAGCAGCAGCAGCCAAGACCAAGACCCCAGGACUACUCUCAGUACCAGUAAAAAGCCGGAGCGAGAGAGAAAGAGCAAGAGGGAAACUAGAAACAGGUGUGUCUCGUAGGGCGGCAGAGUACUACCUCGCUGCUCUGCUGCUGCGUUGAUCCGUCGCCUGAAUCUGUUAGCUACAAUUCCAAGUGUCCUGUGUGUGGGUGUGGUGGGUGUCAAAAACCCACUAAAGAGCGAGGUAGAGGAGCGAAAAGAGCCGGCUCCUCUUACUCAUGUCGGUAUGUGUCCUCGUGGUCACAAACUAGAGCACAUGAGGUGGCCACCGUAUCAUCCUAUCCCCAAAUAUCUCAACACAACUACCGGCCUUUUGGGGAUCCCCGGACGUAAGCACAUCGCAGUCGUCACCUAGAUGGCUUCCUAUCGUAAAGUCAUGAUAUUUAAAUGAAA